UCUCUCUCGCGCGCGCACACACACUUUUCUCACUCGCACUACUUUUCGUUUUUCUUUUCAACUGUUAGUUACCAUUUUAGUUCUGGCGGGAACCCUUUCUUUUUAUGCUAUCGCCGAUUUCUUUAUUUUUUUUCAAUUUUCCGUUCCGAUUUUUCUCAUUAAUGUACUUAACCGAAUUCAUCUUCUUCGUCGAUUGUUUAUUUCACGCCGGAGAAUCGUCUACGCGGCGGCGGUUGCAUAUUUCGUUACUCGGUUUUUUUACGCGUUACAAGAUCUUCAAUAGGGUUACAUUUUAGGGUUUGCUUUUGUUCUACUGUAUUAGGGUUUUGUCUUGUUACACUGUGAUGAUGGAGUUUUCGUUUUCAAUGUAGUGCGCAUUUAUUGAAAAAUAAUGAAUCGAUUGUAUUUUUAAUUGUGAUUUUUCCGUUUUUGUUUUUUGUUUUUCGGUGUUUGAUAAAGUAUUGAGGUUUUUUUUUUGUAUGAAUGAACAUUGGGUUGCAAUUUUAGGUUAGUGCAUUGGGUUUUGAAUUGGUUUUUCAUGAUGGUGUUAUUCAGUAUUGUUGCAAAUGAUCUUUGUGUUUGGCGGUUACUUUUCGAUGUUUGUUUCUGGGGAAAAAUUUAGGGUUCUUGCUUCAGAGACACUUAGCUUUCAAUUGCGAUGCGAUUCAAAACGUGUUUCAGCUAGUGAGAUUGUAUCUGAUUAAUUUUUAGUUAAACUAGAUUUUCAUUUUCUUUUGGCUAACUUAAGGUGAUUUUUAAAGGUGAGCCAAUAGAAAACAAUAGGGACUAUUUUUCUUUGAGUUGAAAUUUAUAUAUGUUAUGAUUUUCAUAGAAUAACUCAGUUGGUUGAAGUUAAUUUCAGUGCUGAGGGUGCAUGUUUCUAUCUGACAGUAACUGAGAUUCUUUCUCAAUGCCUCUUUUAAGGAGGAAGCCUUUUCCCUUGACUGAGCCUCCCCAGGAUUUGAAGCCGGACGAGCAUGUUUACCAAGUUCGAUUUACAAAAGAAAUAUUUCGAGAUUAUCAAGAUUACUUGAACCGUUUGAAUCUAUACCGUCAGAGGGUUUGGGCAUGUAAGGCCACUGGAAAAACUGGCUUGACAUAUGAAGAGGCUUUGGUGUCAGAACAACGAGCUACUGAGAAGUUCCUACAGUUUCCUAAAGAAUUUACAACUCCUGCUUUAAGGAUCAUUCAGUACAGUAUGCUCCCUUUGAAGGAGCUCGCCGAUUCUAUUGCUGAAAAAUUGCAUGAGCGUUUGUUUGCUGGUGCCGAAUUGUAUGCGAAAAAAGAUGAUGGUGUAUGUCCAUGCAAAAUAUUGAAGGUCAUCCAGGAAGGAGUCGACAGAUACCGUUAUGAGGUAGCUUGGCUUGAUAAAAACAAGAAUAUAAGUGAAAAAACAGAAGUCAAUGCGGAAGAUUUGGUGCAAAAGAAGCCGCUUUUUAGUAGAAAUAUUCUGAAGUCUUUUAUCCGAGAAUCUACAUAUCGAAAUGCCCCUUGGGUUUUACAUGACAAACUGGCACAAAAGCACGGUAUCUCAACUGAUGUUCCUGCGGAGUUAAGAGGAAAGGUUUUUCUCAAAAACGGACUUAUAAUUUGCUCCAAGAAAAGGAAUAAUGAGGAAUCAAUGGAAGAAGCUGAUAAACAUAAAAGGAAGAAGUUGGACGGGACACUAGUGAAAUGUUCUUCUCAAGAAAAUGGAGAAUACAAGGAUAUACCGGUCAAAUACCCCAUUGAUGAUCUAUUGGUGAAGCCUGGUCCAGACGACCCUGUGUUCACUGAUCGUCCUUCUCCAUCAAGAGACUUCAAUGUUCCAAUGCACUGUGUAGGGGAUCUCUUAAUGGUUUGGGAUUUUUGUACUUCUUUUGGUAAACAGUUAAACUUGUCACCCUACUCUUUGGAAGAUUUUGAAAAUGCAAUCUGCAAUAAGGAUAGCAAUGUGCUCCUUGUGGAAUCUCAUGCUGCACUUUUUCGAGUUCUUAUCGAUGAUGAUGGUGAAUACACUUCAGCUAUAGAGAAUCGAAAGUUGCAUAAGAUUACAAUGGUUAAUUGGAACAAAUAUUUAUGCGAUUUUCUGGAAAUGAUCAAUAUUCCUCAAUUACGGAACUAUGAAGCAACCAUAAGACGGGGACAUUAUGGCCUUGUAGAUGCCAAUGCUAAAUUAGAAAUCUUACGUGAGUUGGUCAAUCAAGUUCUUGAAACUGCAAUUUUCAGGGAAAAGUUGGAUGUGUUGAUUGAACAGCGGCAGGAACUUGGCGCUGCUAAACGGGAAGAAGCACUAGAAGACGGGAGGAAGAGAAGAGAAAAAAGAGAGAGGUUGAAAGGGGGCUCGGAAAGCAAUGGAAAUCAAAUCAACAAUACAAAUAUCGCAGAAACCAAUGACCACAAUGUACCUAAUGGACAUGGAGAAAUAGAGUCAAGUCAAGACAAUUCAGAUAGAAGCGGGAUUAAGCAUUCAAGUCAUGCUUCAAAAAAGACUCUUAAAAACCUGGAUUCAGAGCUGAAAGAACCAGCUGAAAACGGAAAAGAAUUAUCCCAUAAGGAAUCAAAGAAACGGUCGCAACAGAGGAGAGAAUACUUUGAACGGGAGAUAGAGAAACGAAUUAUUAAUAGAAGCCCAUUAGGUAAAGACCGAGAUUACAAUAGGUAUUGGUGGUUCCGUCGCGAUGGGAGGAUAUUUGUUGAAAGCUGUGAGUCCAAGGAGUGGGGAUACUACAGUAGCAAGGAAGAGCUUGAUGCAUUGAUGGGAUCACUGAAUUGCAAGGGUGAGCGGGAAAGGGCACUGAAAAACCACCUGGAAAAAAAUUAUAGUAGUAUAUGCUCAGAACUGCAGAAGAGAUCAAAGGAUUUGGUGCAGAAUAUUGCAAAUGACGAGUCUGCACUUCGAAGGUCUACUCGUGUUCGAGCUCCACCCAGGGAAAAUCCCGCCAAUGCUUUCCUCAAAUAUGUUAACAAGUGGAAAGAAGAAUAGCAAUGCCACCUUGGAAUUUUUGAGGGACCAAAUUGGUUCAUAGCGUAGAGAGUAAUGUGGUUUUUGGAUUCAUUUUUGGAUGAUGGACAAGGACAAGCAUGUUUAUGCUUGUAUCUUAAAUUUUGUAUAUGACUUGCACUAUUCUUCAAUAAUUGUAGAAACUGUUACAAAUACUCCCUUUUUAUUGAUAAAAAUGUUUUCUAGGUAGGAUAAA
Messenger RNA from Trifolium pratense (red clover), 3179 nucleotides. Its product is annotated as DDT domain-containing protein DDB_G0282237. The record is from RefSeq and is a predicted model, not a curated record. The transcript is spliced from 11 exons. NCBI's taxonomy places the organism in Eukaryota, Viridiplantae, Streptophyta, Magnoliopsida, Fabales, Fabaceae. The coding region runs from base 911 to 2965 and encodes 684 amino acids.